CUCACCACACUGUCCUUCUUUAGGUUUCAGUCAACUACAAGAACCUUGCGGGCUUCUGUACACAAAAGUCCGGUUUAAACAGAGGCUAAAUAUUUGUGUGUAAUCAUCAUGGGCUGGAUUCUGCACUUUAUGGCUCUUCUUAGUGGACUCAUUGGUUAUGCGGCAGCAACUCAAGACUGUGGCACAUGCUAUCAGCUAAACAUGGAGAUUGUUACUGGUAUCAUUGCUUGUGAUAUAAUUCUCACAGUUCUUAUUAUAAUCUCAGUCUAUUGUUUUGCAUCAUGGGAAAAAAAGAAGAACAGCUUGCAUACACGGAAGAAAUCCAUCGAGACAGAGAAAGGCAAAUUUCGGCAGUCAUCGAGCAGACCGAAGGAGGUGGAAAUUACAGAGUCGCCUUAUCAGGAACUAUAUGGAGUACAGUCAGAUAUAUACAGCGAUCUUCACCAGUAUCGGAAAUAAUUUCUACAGUCACUACUCUAUCCAGGGUUAUGGUGGAUCUGGAGCGUAUCAAAGGAAUGUUGGGCACAAGGAGAAGAAACACUCGGAAUGGGACACCAGUUCAUUGCUGCAUACAAUGAACACGUAUUUUCACAAAGCAAGGUGCAGUUUAAGCAGUCAACCUACUAGAAUGUUUCUGAGAGUUGGGAGGAAACCAGAGAACCCUGAGGAAACGAAGAACAGAUGCUUCACACAAAGCUUGCUAACUCCUUAAAUGCCAUAAUCUUGUAAUCUUGUAACCUUUCACUCUACACAUUCCUCUUCAAUGCCAUAGCCUUAGAACCAUUUCUGUAAUUCUGUAAUAUUUAUUUACUGUGUACACUUUCAUAUAUACCGCCUGCUGUAAAUAUGCUAGAUAUUUAUCUGCACUUUUGCACGACUGCUACAUUUUGCACUUCUGGUAGAUGCCAAACUGCGUUUCGUUGCUGUGUACCUGUACUAAGCAAUGACAAUAAAGUUCUA
Messenger RNA from Tachysurus fulvidraco (yellow catfish), 960 nucleotides. RefSeq names its product transmembrane immune signaling adaptor TYROBP. The coding region runs from base 109 to 459 and encodes 116 amino acids. Gene Ontology annotation, cellular component: cell surface. The record is from RefSeq and is a predicted model, not a curated record. Gene Ontology annotation, molecular function: signaling receptor binding. The transcript has 6 exons. Gene Ontology annotation, biological process: microglial cell activation involved in immune response; negative regulation of transforming growth factor beta1 production; negative regulation of B cell proliferation. NCBI's taxonomy places the organism in Eukaryota, Metazoa, Chordata, Actinopteri, Siluriformes, Bagridae.